AUGGGUCAAAUUUUUAAUUCAUCCAAAAAUGCAAUUAUAGACCAUACUAAUUGUGCUACAAUGGAUUCACAUGAUAUACAAGAUGUGACAACAUUAAUAAAAAUUAUUAUAAAUGAUCAAAGAGAUGAUGUUGAUAAUAGAUUAAAAUUCAGUUCAGCAUAA
Entrophospora candida is the source of this 162-nucleotide messenger RNA. NCBI's taxonomy places the organism in Eukaryota, Fungi, Glomeromycota, Glomeromycetes, Entrophosporales, Entrophosporaceae. The record is from the annotation of a GenBank genome assembly.